GAUAAGCCUCCGAUGCAAUCACUUGUGUUAAGAAAUUGAGAGAAUGUUGAUAUAAACUGUUCCCUGAGCCAUAUGGAAAGCUGUAUCUUCUGCAGGUUGCUUGUUGGUGUACAACUCAGACUUGGAGCUGGAGGGCAUUUUGGGGGCCCCUUAAAGAUCCAAGCAUUGCGAAACAAGACUGUAGGAAUAGUUGGGGAGCAAGCGACACACAGGAGAGUAGAGCUGUGGACCUAUUGUAAGCCCCACCCCUGAGGGCAGAGCAGAACAUAUACUUGGUUAAGUGAAGGUUACAACCAAGAGUUUUAAAGGGAGAGGACCUGGGCUGUGCAACCUGUUUCUCCUUCCAAACUCACCAAUUAGAUGGGACAUUCCUGUGAUAGAGGAGUGAGUGUAUCAAGAGGCCAGAAGUGUUUUGGGUAUCGAUGUCUCUCCACAUAGAAGAAAAUAUUAAGAAUGGUGGACAAGCAGUACCUAAGCUGGAGCGGGGUAGAGGCAGGCCAGCACCCACUUCUGACCUCCAGUGCCGCCGGCCUCAAGAUCAGACAUGGCCCAGAACUUGAAGGACUUGGCGGGACGGCUGUCCGCCGGGCCCCGGGGCAUGGGCACAGCACUGAAGCUGUUGCUGGGGACCAGCGCCAUGGCCUAUGGUGUCCGUGAAUCCGUGUUCACUGUGGAAGGUGGGCACAGAGCCAUCUUCUUCGAUUGGAUCGGUGGAGUGCAGCAGGACACUAUCCUGGUCGAGGGCCUUCACUUCAGGAUCCCCUGGUUCCAGUACCCCAUUAUCUAUGACAUUCAGGCCAGAUCUCGAAAAAUCUCCUUCCCUAUAGGCUCCAAAGACCUACAGAUGGUGAAUAUCUCCCUGCAAGUGCUGUGUCGACCCAAUGCUCAGGAGCUUCCUAGCAUGUACCAGCGCCUAGAACUGAACUACGAGGAAUGAGUGUUGCUGUCCAUUGUCAACGAGGUGCUCAAGAGUGUGGUGGCCAAGUUCAAUGCCUCACAGCUGAUCACCCAGCGGGCCCGGGUAUCCCUGUUGAUCCGCCGGGAGCUGACAGAGAGGGCCAAGGACUUCAGCCUUAUCCUGGAUGAUGUGGCCAUCACAGAGCUGAGCUGUAGCAGAGAGUACACAGCUGCUGUAGAAGCCAAACAAGUGGCCCAGCAGGAGGCCCAUCAGGCCCAAUUCUUGGUAGAAAAAGCGAAGCAGGAACAGCGGCAGAAAAUUGUGCAGGCCGAGGGUGAGGCUGAGGCUGCCAAGAUGCUUGGAGAAGCACUGAGCAAGAACCCUGGCUACAUCAAACUUCGUAAGAUCCGAGCAGCCCAGAACAUCUCCAAGACGAUCGCCACAUCACAAAAUCAUAUUUAUCUCACGGCUGACAACCUCCUGCUGAACCUACAGGAUGAAAGUUUCACCAGAGGAAGUGAUAGCCUCAUCAAGGGUAAGAAAUGAGCCUUGUCACCAAGAACUCCACCCCCAGAGGAAGUGGAUCUGCUUCUCCAGUUUUUGAGGAGCCAGCCAGGGGUCCAGCACAGCCCUACCCCACCCCAGUAUCAUGUGAUGGUCCCCCACACCGGUCCCCUGAACCCCUCUUGGAUUAAGGAAGACUGAAGACCAGCCCGUUUUCUGGGGAAUUACUUUCCUCCUCCCUGUGUUAACUGGGGCUGUUGGGACAGUGUGUGAUUUCUCAGUGAUUCCCUACAGUGUUGUUCCCUCCCUCAAGGCUGGGAGGAGAUAACCACCAACCCAGGAAUUCUCAAUAAAUUUUUAUUACUAAA
Molecule: messenger RNA, 1770 nt
Organism: Chlorocebus sabaeus (green monkey)
Lineage: Eukaryota; Metazoa; Chordata; Mammalia; Primates; Cercopithecidae
Source: RefSeq, a predicted model, not a curated record